Ornithodoros turicata is the source of this 5055-nucleotide messenger RNA. RefSeq lists its product as uncharacterized. Lineage: Eukaryota; Metazoa; Arthropoda; Arachnida; Ixodida; Argasidae. Gene Ontology annotation, biological process: DNA integration. Bases 1 to 5055 code for a protein of 1684 amino acids. The record is from RefSeq and is a predicted model, not a curated record. The transcript has 3 exons. Gene Ontology annotation, molecular function: nucleic acid binding; zinc ion binding.
AUGGAAGAACUGAAGCGGCGUCGAGGAGGAUUGAGGAGUGCUCUUUCUCGCUCGAUCAAUGGAGCAUUGGAGAAGCUCACCGAAGCAGAUCUUCAGGAGGAAGAAAUCGAGGUCCUGACUGCACAGCUAAAGAAGAAACUGGAGAAGUUGGAGGCAGUGGACGCAGAACUGGAGGUCCUCUGGACAGAACAAGAACUCGAGGCCGAACAACAAGAAAGCUUUGAAUAUAAUCCGGAGUUGAACCUAGUCAAAUUCAACGGGCAACGAAAGGACUGGAUGGCAUUUUGGGAACAGUUUCGGCAAGUCAUUCAUGACAAUGGGAGGCUUUCCGUUUGCGAGAAGUUCAGCUACUUGAGGUCAGCUCUCACUGGGGAAGCUGCAGCAGCAAUAUCUGGACUGCCACCUACAGAAAGGUGUUACAAUGACGCACUUGAAAUUUUGAAAGGUCGUUACGGGAAUGAAGCCCUGCAAAUAGAGGACCACAUGACGAGGCUCAUGGGAUUACAACCAGUCAGGUCCCACCAGGAUGCAAAGGGUCUCAGGAAGCUCCAUGACGAGCUGUCAUCGCAUACAAGAGCUCUGAAGGCAUUAGGAGUCUCGGAGGAGUCGUUUUCGUCAAUGUUGUACUCCCUAAUGCUUCGCCUGAUACCACAAAGCAUCGUUGUGGAAUUCAACAGAAGGAUGCUGGAGGCAGAAGAUGGAUCUCCAGAGGAAGGGGGAUCUCGAGAGGAGACGCCCAACGGACAAGGUGACAGAGAAAAUCCAUCACCUUCCAGCGGGGAGCACGUCGCUAAGUUACGUAAAUUCAUCAAGUUCCUACGAGUGGAGGUAGAAUGCUUGGAAAGAACGCUUACUGCUCAAGGAACAAGAAAAGAUACAGGAGAUGGAUUUCCAAAAAUGAAAGGCGCUCGAAAGCAGCGUACAAAGGGAUCAGCGAGACUGUCGUCAGCAGCAGCACUAGUCAACACUACAGAUCAGCUGUCGGAUUGUUUCUUUUGCAAGUCACGGGAUCACCGGACCACGGAGUGCGACACACGGAUGUCACAGGAUGACAAGCUGCGAAGGCUGCAGGAGGCAGGACGAUGUUUCCGAUGCACCUGGCCAAACCACGUAUCGAGGAAAUGUUGGAGGAAGGUGAAAUGCGGUAAGUGCCAAGGAAGGCACGCGGCUUCGGUGUGCAAUCAUCGUAGAGGAGAUGAAGAGGUGAUUCAAGACCGCGCAGCGGAUGGAACAACUCAACUGAGUUUAGAGCUGUUGAACGAAGAUUAUGCUCCUACGACUGUUUUGCAGACCACAGUUGCUUGGUGCAAAGGGGAAAAGGAGCAACGGAAAUGUAAGGUGAUGUUCGACACCGGCAGUCAACGCUCGUUCGUGACCAAGCAGAUCGCCCAGACGCUCCACUGCAGGACGGUGGGAGAAGAGACUGUAAAAGUAGGAGUGUUUGGAGGGCAAGAGGAAGAGCGGCUAUAUAGACGAGUUCGACUGAAACUGCAAAGUAUAUACAACGAGAACGAGUACGACCUGGAAGUCCUGAAAGCCAAGGACCAGCAAGUUCUCAUCGGCACAGACGUGUACUGGGAUCUGGUGACAGGAGAAGUGAUCAGGUUAGGACGAGCACUGAGAGCAGUAGAGACGCGGCUGGGAUGGACAGUGCACGGGGCUACUUCAGAAGCGGGAAGGAGUCACGAGUCCAAUCAAGCACUGGUACUACGAGUUUCUGCUAAUCAGGACCAGCAGGAUAACUACGUGCAGAAGUUUUGGCAACUGGAAGCAAUUGGAGUCGCACCAGAAACCGAAAAGAGUGAAAGCGAUAGUGCACUGCGGCGGUUCGGCGAAACGGUGACUUUGAACGAGGGACGCUAUGAGGUAUCACUUCCAUACAAAGCCGUAGGGAACUUGGACAGCAACGAAGAGAUUGCGCUGAAGAGGCUGGGCCAACUAACCAGAAAACUGUCAAAAAACGAAGAACUCAUGAACAGAUAUGAUGAAGCCAUACGCAUGUAUAGUCAAAAUAACAUGGCGGAGAGAGUACCGGCGAAGAGCGGGGAGGUCGUCUACUAUAUGCCUCACCAGGCGGUACUGAGAGAGACGAGUAGCACUACCAAAUUGAGAGUGGUGUUCGACUGCUCAUCAAGUAAUGGAAGCACGAAGUCCCUCAACGACUGUUUGGAAGUCGGGCCUAAUUUAAACCCGGAUGUAGUGGAGCUAAUGAUCAACUUCCGAAUCAAUAAGGUGGCUUUAGUAGCGGAUGUGGAGAAAGCCUUUCUGCAAAUACAAGUGAAGGAGGACGAUAGGGAUGCUCUCCGCUAUCUCUGGUAUGAAGGAAAGCCACAAAAAGGAAGCCCGCUACCGAAAGUAGAACAUUGGAGAAUGACAAGGGUACCCUUCGGCACAACGGCGAGUCCUUUUCUGCUGGCGGCGACAUUACGACAUCAUUUUAAGGUCAUGGAACAAGAAUACCCUGAUACCGCAAAAAUGCUGGGAAAGCACAUAUACGUGGAUGAUCUGGUGACUGGGGCGAAUGAUGCAAAAGAGGCAAUCAAGAUUGCGAAAGACUCAACAGAGAUCCUACAACGUGCGAACAUGAAGUUGCACAAGUGGCCAUCAAACGAUAAAAGCGUGCUGGAGUUCCUGAGAGGUGAGACUGAGGAAAGGAAAAUAGGCGAAAGCGACGAGAUCCAGAAAGUGUUGGGAUUGUCGUGGCUGCCAGAAACAGACAUGUUGACGUUUUCUGUCGAUGGAGUUUGGAACAUGUACCAGGCAACUGGGGCCACCAAACGACUUGUGCUACGAAUUACAGCACGGAUAUUUGAUCCACUUUGGAUGUUGGCACCGUUUACUAUCCGUGGAAAGGCAAUAUUUCAGGAGCUGUGGAAGCUAAAGGUCGGAUGGGACGACCCUUUGCCUGCGCAGUCGCAAGUAUCCUGGAGCCAGUGGGGUUCUGAACUGUAUCAUCUUCAAGAGGUUCAAUUACCAAGGUAUUAUGGAGCGAAUGGGGUCGCCGGCGUCAGACACAUCGAAAUACACAUCUUUUGCGACGCCAGCCCGACCGCAUAUGGGGCAGUGGCAUACACAGUCAUGGAAGACAAGUCUGGGACGAGAAGCAGUGCGUUUCUCAUCGCAAAGACAAGACUCGUUCCUCUAAAGGCGCAGACGAUACCUCGACUUGAGCUGAUGGCUUGUCUCGUCGGAGGAAGGUUGUUCGCGUACCUGAAAGCAAAGUUUGAAGCAUGUCUCACGCAAAUUCAUUUCUGGACGGACUCAAAGAUUGCGCUCUGUUGGAUACAAGGGGACGCCAACCGCUGGAAGCAGUUCGUUCAAAACAGAGUGAGGGAAAUUCAAGAAAUCACAAACUCCGCGGAAUGGAGAUACUGCAACACAAAGGAGAACCCGGCGGAUAGGCUGACCAGAGGCAUCACUGCAGACAAAUUGAUUGAUAGCCAGCGGUGGUGGACGGGACUAAACUGGAUUUUGUGCGACCAACGCCAAUGGCCUACGUCGAGCACGGACAGGGAAAAAUUCGGGAAGGUAGAGCUGGAAGAAAAAGUCUCACAAGACGUGAUUCAGACGCUAACCGCAACAGUUGCGGAAAUCGUCGACAUGAAGAGGUACAGCUCAGUAAAGAAGCUACAUCAUGUGGUAGCCUGGGUCUUGCGAUUCGUAGCCAAGCUGAAGAAACGGAGUGGGGAAGGUGGACCUCUCGGCUCAGAAGAGGUACGAGAAGACGAAAAUUAUUGUCUGAAGAUCGUGCAGCAGAACGCGUUUCAUGCAGAAAUAGCAGCGGUUCAGAGCCAAAGACCGUCGCCUGCGAAAUCGCCCCUACAAGGGUACAGUCUGUUUUUGGACGGCGAAGGGAUCCUCAGGAUGACUGGCAGAUUACAAGAAAGCGACCUACCCUACGCUCAAAAGCAUCCUAUUGUGCUACCAAAGCAAGACCCUUACUCUGAAGCUAUCAUCAGAAAGUGCCAUUUGGAUGUGUUACACGGCGGUAUGCGAGAUACCCUAGUACAAGUGCGAGAGAAGUACUGGAUAGUACGUGCUAGGCAAGCUGUCAAGAAGGUUAUAAGAAGUUGCGUCGUAUGUCAACGAUACAAUGCGCAGGCUUCAAGACAAAACCCAGCGCCGCUACCAGCGUCAAGGGUAUCGCAGUCGGAGCCGUUUACAGUUACUGGACUUGACUUCGCAGGACCACUGAUGGUGAGGACGAGCCGAUCAACGAGGCAGAUAUACUUCGUGAUAUUCGUAUGCGCAACAACGAGGGCGGUACACCUGGAAGUAGUGCAGGAUAUGUCCACGACAACAUUUUUGCUGGCUUUCCGAAGAUUUGUUGCACGACGUGGAAUACCGAGCAAGGUGUACAGCGACAAUGCGAAGACUUUUCAAAAGAGCAACAAAGAGUUGAAGAAAUUGUGGAAAAUUGUAACUGGAGAGGGUGUCAAGGAGAAGAUCACUGAUUGGACAAUUGAUUGGCGAUACAAUGUUCCGUACGCUCCCUGGUGGGGCGGAUUUUAUGAGCGACUCAUCAGAUCCGUCAAGGUGGCUUUGAAAAAGACCAUCGGCGCAAGGUGCCUGAACGAGACAGAGCUCACCACUAUCGUUACCGAGAUAGAAGCUGUUAUAAACUCGCGGCCCCUCACUUUUGUUUAUGACGAUCAAGAGAUCCGCCCAUUGUAUCCUGCAGCGUUCCUUACGGGAAAAAGACUAACGACGCUACCAGCUUCUGACACAGGCGACAUGCCGGAAAGCUCAGCCGACACCAUCCAACGUUGCUGGAGGCAACGAGCGGAAAGCUUACGUACUUUCUGGGAGAAAUGGUCACGGGAGUACCUUACAGAACUAAGGAAUCUUUGGAGCAAACGUCGUGGUAGAGCAUUACAAGAGGGCGACUUGGUCAUCGUACGCGAAGACUGCAGGCCGAGGCAAAGGUGGACAACAGGAAGGAUUUCGCGAUGCCUGCCAGGAAGGGACCAGAAAUCACGGGCAUUCGAAGUUAAGCUGCCCAACGGGUCAACUAUCUUCCGAUGUGGUGAACUUUUGUAUAAACUUGAAGUGUGA